Malus domestica (apple) is the source of this 837-nucleotide messenger RNA. The record is from RefSeq and is a predicted model, not a curated record. Lineage: Eukaryota; Viridiplantae; Streptophyta; Magnoliopsida; Rosales; Rosaceae.
AUGGCCGAAGGAGGUGGUGGUGAGCUACGAGCUCCCAUUUUCAAUAGAAGUAACUACGAUUUCUGGAUGAUCAAGCUGCGUACGAUCUUCAUCUCGCAGGAUCUCUGGAAACUAGUUGAAAAAGGGUAUGUAGGACCUGAGAUGGAUGAGAAGGUUGAGAAUGACCUUACAACAGCUAAAAAACUAGCAUUAAAGGACAACGUCACUAAAGAUGCAAAAGCACUGGGACUAAUUCAAAAUGCAGUCUCGGAUGAUAUUUUUCCUCACAUAGCUCAACAGAAUGAUGAAUCUUUAUCUAUGUAUGUAUCUAAACUGUUUGAGCUUGUAAAUCAAAUGAGGUCAUAUGGGGAAGAACUUUUUAAUCAAAGAACUGUGCAAAAGCUUUUGAUUAGUAUACCUAGGAGUUAUGACUCGAUUGCAGAACUUAUAGAGGAAACCAAAGAUACAGAUACAAUUGGUGUGCAAGAUGUUAUGGGUUCCUUGAAGUCACAUGAACAAAGACUACAAAGGCAUGCUGACUAUGGUUCAGAGAAGGCUUUUUCAUCCCUGAGUAUCAAUCCUAAAGAAGGAUCAAGUUCCUCAUAUGGGGGUAGCUCAAAAUUCAAGAACAACUGGAAAAACAAGGGCAAGAAAAUGGAUGUAAAACCUGCAAAUGUCGCAAAGAAAGAUAAUCAAGGUGAAGGAACAAAGACUUCAUGUGUUCACUGCAACAAAUUGCAUUAUGGAACCUGUUGGUUUAAGGAAAAACCCAAGUGCCAUAAAUGUGACAGAUUUGGUCACUUGGCAAAUGACUACAAAAGCAAAAUUGUCAUGCAGCAAAUUACGCAAAUGAAGUAG